Molecule: messenger RNA, 807 nt
Organism: Verticillium dahliae VdLs.17
Lineage: Eukaryota; Fungi; Ascomycota; Sordariomycetes; Glomerellales; Plectosphaerellaceae
Product: cutinase
Exons: 2
Coding region: 1-807 (268 amino acids)
Biological process (GO): carbohydrate catabolic process
Cellular component (GO): extracellular region
Molecular function (GO): cutinase activity
Source: RefSeq, a predicted model, not a curated record
AUGAAGGCCGUCCAGACCCUGCUGCUCGCCCUCGCGGGUACUGCUCUCGCUGCCCCUGUUGAGGCCCCCUCCUCGCAGCUCGACCCCGACUUCCCCCUCGCCGAGCUCGAGGCCUACUAUGCCUCCAAGUUUGAGGAGACCUCGCCCGCCACCCCUCUCGCGGCACGCCAGUACUCCGCCAGCGUCUCGAACCAGCUGACGGACGGAACCCCCUGCCGCGCCGUGACGCUCAUCUACGCCCGCGGCACCACCCAGCAGGGCAACAUCGGCGAUCCCGCCGCCGUCGGUCCCCUGACCUUCAACAACCUUGCGCGCCUCAUCGGAACGGCCAACCUCGCCGUCCAGGGCGUGACCUACCCCGCCAACGUCGCCGGUUUCCUGGCCGGCGGCGACGCCGCUGGCAGCCGCACCAUGGCCCAGCUCACUGCCCGCGCCGUGACGCAGUGCCCCAACACCAAGAUCGUCCUCAGCGGCUACAGCCAGGGGGCGCAGGUCGUCCACAACGCUGCCGGUCAACUGACCGCCGCCCAGACCAACAGGGUCACCGCCGGUAUGCUGUUCCCUUUUUUCUCUCAUACAAUGAUGCGGCCCAGUCAGGAUUUCAUCAAGCUGACAAGACUAGUCCUCACCUUUGGCGACCCCAAGCGCAACCAGCCGUUCGGCACCAUCCCCGCCUCGCGCACGCGGGUCAUCUGCCGCACCGGGGACAACAUCUGCGAGGGCGGCUUCACCAUCACCCCUGCCCACACGCAGUACCAGCAGGACGCGCCCGCCGCGGCUUCUUGGAUCGCGGCCAGGGUUCGCUAG